CUGUGUCUGUGUCUGUGUCUGUGUAUUUGUGUGUGUGAUUGUGCGUACAUGUGGCGUCAGUGGAGGAUUAGGUUCGAUUUGAGUCUCUGUGAUUGCGUUGAUACAAUAAUCCUCUCUUAUGUAACUGAGUGGAAAUGGAAAAAACACAAACACACACACAAACACACGCACGUAGAAAAACCCAUUCACACACACACUCACAAACAUGCACGUACACACGCAUACACACACAGACACACAAGCACACACACAAACACACACAAACACACACACGCACACACACACACACACACACACACACACACACACACACACACACACACACACACACACACACACACACACACACAGGCAUCCAGGAAUAUAAACACACUAAGUAUAAUCUCAUUCAGCCGAUGAAAACAUAUAGACUGACUAGUAUGGUAGAUGAGCACAUUAAGUUGUGAUUUCAGUCUGGUUUUGAUUUGUUCAUGUACCGUAGCGUACAUAAAUAAACGUAGAAUUAUGUAAAAGUUAAGUUAUGUUAAAUGUUGGAUACAUGGAAGAUGAAGAUGCAGUAAGUACGUGAGUGUUCUUUUCUUAAUUUUAAAUGUAGGAUAUAGUUGUUUUGUAUCUUAUCUGUUCACAAAUGUCUAAAAGAGAAGGCUAUGCUGCUGUUCUUAAUGCAGUUACUGUUGUUCGUGGGUUGCAGACCUUGAGUACAGGAAUGUAGCAUGUUAUAUUGUGCAUUGUUGUUGAUUAAUAAAUCCCAUCUUAUUUUGCUCAGAAGUUGGGUAUAGUUUGUUAACAGUUUUGUUAGCUCAUCAAUACUUUAGGCUGCUGAGUUUCACAAGCAGGUGUUUUAACCCAGUGUGUAUGAGGAUGUAUGUAUUUCAUACAGUGUUUUAUUUGUCUGGAUAUCAAAGUUUAGUUUCAGCUAUUGCACUAAGCGUUGCUAAAGGAAUGAUUUAAUAUUGUCUUAUUUAUAUAUUUGCAUGUGUGCGUUUGUGUGCAUGUUUAUGUGCAAAUGUGCAUGCAUGUUUGCGGAUGUGAAAAUGUGUGUGUGUGUGUGUGUGUGUGUGUGUGUGUGUGUGUGUGUGUGUGUGUGUGUGUGUGUGUGUGUGUGUGUGUGUGUGUGUGUGUGUGUGUGUGUGUGUGUGUGUGUGUGUGUCAGUGAGUGUUAUUUGCAGGUGAUGAUGCGAGGCUACCGGUCCAAUGGGAACGUGGAGGAGCUGCUGAAGCAGUCUCAGAUGGAGCUGUCCUGGAUCCAGAGACAGUUAGCCAUGGUCUCCAUACGCAACACUCACCUGCACACCAAAGGAAAGGUGUUCCAACACUCAUCGAUAUGCACCCACAGAGAAACCAAGCCCAGACACGAAGCUUCAUCCCUUCAAACUUCAGGACAAUCUGCGGGUUUGAACCAGUUCCAACUGCUUGAGGCCGGAAACCGAGCCCUGAAGCUUGAAGUGGCGACCCUCCAACAAGAGAAGCAGCGGCGGAGAACAUUGAAAGCAAAGCUCCAUGCGGCCCUGCAAGAGCAACAUCGGCUUAACCUCGAGCUGAUCAACCACACCCUCCGAUCCACCAAGUAUGACCAGGUGCGGUCCGACUACGAGCAGCUGAGGCGGACCUUUGUGCUCGUGAGGCGUGAGAGAGACGCAGCCCGGCAGGAUAGGACCCACCUCCAAAUCAAAGUAGAGAAACUGGAAGAGGUUCUGAAGCAAAUGCACGAUGUCGCAAAGGAGAGACAGCGGCUGCAGGUAGAGCAUGAGCGAGCCCUGGAGCUCCUGCACGGCAAGCAGAGGGAGAUUGAUUUACUGCAAAGGGCUCCACUCGAAGCAGACCACGAACUUGAAGGAGCAGUGCAUCUGCUAGAGGUCAAGGUUCGCGACCUAGAGCACAAAUGCAGGUCCCAGCGUAACCGGUUCCAGCUGCUGCUUGACCUACGCUCAGAGUUGGAGACGUCCGACGGCCCCGCCUCUGACUCCUCCUCCCCGUACAGGAGUCACCAGCAGAGGAACCUCCGACAGAUCCUCAGCACACCGCAAAUAGGAACCGGCGAUGAGCGCGUGGCAAACACACAGCCACUGAUCGACCGAUCGCUGUUUCCCCGCCCACCGCCCCAGACCAGACCCCGGGAAAGGCCUGAGCCGCUGUCCGUCAGGUCCAGCGCGGCGGCAACGGAUCGGCCCGGCUGCCCACGACAGGGGGCCCCCUCAGAGAUGGAGGAUGAGGUGAGCCCAUCACCCAGGUCCAAGGCUCGCUAUACAGGCCAGGUCCGGCUCUGCUCCGCCCGCUACAGUUAUAACCCAUACGAUGGACCCAAUGAGCACCCUGAAGCAGAGCUCCCCCUGGUGGCGGGAAAGUACCUCUACGUGUACGGGAACAUGGACGACGAUGGGUUUUAUGAAGGGGAGCUGCUGGACGGCCAACGGGGCCUGGUCCCCUCCAACUUCGUGGAGUUCGUCCAGGACAAGGAGAAGCUCGCCAUCCAGGCCGGGGAUGAGGGGGAGGAGCUAGGCCAGCCGGGCCACGCCCCCUUGUGCAUCAUGGGUGUGGAGGGCGGGGGCGGCGGCGGCGGCGGCACCCUCGACGGCGGCGUCCUGUGCUCGUCCAACGCGCUGGGCCCCUGCAGCAACGGCACCGAGGAGGGGCCCCCGGACCCCGAGGACCUAGCGGAGGACGUGGUGCCUUACCCCCGGCGGAUCAACCUCAUCAAGCAGCUGGCGCGCAGCGUCAUCGUGGGCUGGGACCCGCCCCUGGUGUCGCGCGGCUGGAGCGCCGGCAUGUCGGGCUACGCCGUGCUGGUGGACGGCGAGCUGAGGGCCACCGUGGCCCUCGGGGGCCGCACCAAGUGCCUGCUGGAGAAGCUGGACCUGGACGGCUGUGUGCACCGCGUGUCGGUCCAGAGCACCACCGACCGCGGGCCCUCGGACGAGCUGCGCUGCACGCUGCUGGUCGGCGCCAACGUGGUGGUGGCGGCGUGCGGGCUGCGCGUGGACGACAUCCAGCGCGACACGGCCGAGCUCUCCUGGCUGCCCAGCAACAGUAACUACGGCCACACCAUCUUCCUCGACGGCGCGGAGCACGCGGCGGUGAAGCCGGGCCGCUGCCGGCUGCGCUUCGUCAACCUGAAGGCCAUGACGGUGUACAAGGUGACGGUGGUGGCGAGGCCGCACCAGGUGCCAUGGCAACUGCCGCUGGAGCAGAGGGAGAAGAAGGAGGCCGGGGUGGAGUUUUGCACCCUAGCGGCGGGCCCUCCUCUGGCACCUCAGGAGGUGCAGGUGCUGUGCGGACAGGCGCCCGGAGUCCUUCAGGUGCACUGGAAGCCCCCGCCCCUCUCCCCGACCGGGACGUCCAACGGGGCCAACGUCAUCGGUUACGUAGUCUGCACCAAAGGACAGAGGAUCGCCGAGGUGCUGUACCCGCUGGCCGACUACGUCAGCGUGGAGCUGACCCGCAUCCAGUGUCUGGAGGCGCGCGAGGUCAUCGUCAGAACUCUGUCCGCGCAGGGCGAGUCCCAGGACUCGCCCGUCGCCGUCAUUCCAAACAACCUGCUGGUGCCUCCGCCCCCCCUGGCCCUGCCCCCGCCCGGACCCCAGCCCCUGGCGCUGACGCUGCACCCCCACAGCGGACCCCCCGGCCCCCCGCCUCCUCAACAGCACCCCCACCUCAAGUCCCCCCACCUGCAGCACCCCCAGCCCCAGCUCCAGCUGUGUGGCCCGCCCCCGGCGCCGGGACACCCCCACCAACACCCGCCGCCACCCCACCCCCGCCCCCAAAACUCUCAGCCCCAGCCCCACCCCCACCCGCACUCACAGACCCUGCCCCACCCCCACCCGCAGCAGACGCACCCCCAGAACCAAGCCCACCCCCACGGACAGACUCUGCCCCAGCCCCAGCCCCGCCAGCCCCACGCCGGGGAGCCCCACCCUGGGGGUCCCCACCCUGGGGGUCCGCACCCUGGGGGUCCGCAGCCUGGAGGUCAACACCCUGGGGGUCAACACCCUGGGGGUCCACACCCCGGGGGUCAACACCCUGGAGGUCAACACCCUGGGGGUCAACACCCUGGGGGUCCACACCCUGGGGGUCAACACCCUGGAGGUCAACACCCCGGGGGUCAACACCCCGGGGGUCCGCACCAUGGGGUGCCACACCCCGGCGGCCCACAGGGGCACCCCCACCCCCAAGGCCAACCCCGGCCCCCCAACUGUCAGCCGCAGCCCUUGCACCUGCAGCCGCACCAGGGCCUGAGACCCCAGCACCGGCUGCCCCUGAUCCCCCACCCCCACCCCCACCCCCUGCCCAAGCGACCAGUAAGUGCCAGAGACCUGGAGGCCAAAGAGCACGGCGGCGCCGGCCCCCCGCCCAGCGGAUGGGACCCCCCGCGGAUGGCCCCGGGCCCCCAAGGACAGCCCGGUGCGUGGGACCCGGCGCGGAUGGCUCCCCCGCAGGUACACACCCUGGAGGCGCCCCCGUCGGCCAACCCCCGCUCCCCCUCCCCGCAGAGGAUCCUGCCCCAGCCGCGGGGCACGCUGAUCCCGGACACCGUGGCCAAGGCCAUCGCCCGCGAGGCGGCGCAGCGCGUGGCGGCGGAGAGCGGGAAGGGCGACAGGAGACAGCAGGGGGGAUACGGCGAGCAGCCCUUCCACCAGCGCCACUCGGACGAGGAAGAAGAAGACGAGGAAGGCUUGGCGCGUGGACGUCGGAGGGGGCCCUCGGUCGACGAGUUCCUCAGAGCCUCUGAGCUGGGCCGGCCGCCUCACUAUAGUCACAGUGAGGAGCACCACAGCGAGAGCAGCCGGGGCUCCGACCUGUCGGACAUCCUGGAGGAGGACGAAGAAGAGCUGUACUCGGAGAUGCAGCUGAACGACGAAGGUAGACGACGCAGCUCGCACCACGCGCUCAAGGCUGGCAGCUCGCCGGGAGGGCGACACGACCGGGAGAACGGAAGACGAGGCCCCCAGGGGCCCCGCGGAGGGCCCCAGCCCCAGAGACGGCCCCUCAUGGUCCCCUCUAUUGACGGGGGCCACCGGGAGAGGGAGCGACGUUCCCCGCCGUACUACAGCGACUCCAAGCCCGAGGAGUCCUUCCGGAUCUUCGUGGCGCUGUUUGACUACGACCCACUCUCCAUGUCCCCCAACCCCGAUGCCGCCGACGAAGAGCUGCCCUUCAAAGAGGGCCAGAUCAUCAGGGUGUACGGGGAUAAGGACACGGACGGCUUCUACCGGGGCGAGGUGUGCGGUCGGAUGGGCCUGAUCCCCUGCAACAUGGUGUCAGAGAUCAGGGCCGAGGACGACGAGACGCUGGACCAGCUCAUCAAGCAGGGCUUCCUGCCCCUCAACACGCCCAUCGACCGGAUAGAGCAAAACAGGCGCGGCCAGCGUAGAGACCAGGCUACUCGGAGGAUGGUGGCCCUCUACGACUACGACCCCAGAGAGAGCUCCCCUAAUGUUGACGUUGAGGUACUACACCCAACUGAGCUGACCUUUUGUGCUGGCGACAUCAUGGCUGUUUUUGGAGAAAUUGAUGAAGAUGGCUUUUAUUAUGGGGACAUCAACGGCCACCGCGGCCUGGUCCCCUCCAACUUUCUAGAAGAAGUGCCUGACGACGUGGAGGUGUAUCUGACGGACAUCCCCUCCCACCACCACCACCACCCCCCCCAGGAGGAGUCCGGCGGCCGCGCCCCCGCCAACUCCGCCCACUGCUCCUCCUCUGCCGCCAACGCAGAGGGCAAACGGGUCGCCACGGAAACCGCCGACAUCGUGCCCGUGGCGCGCAGCCCGUCGCCAAUGGUGCUCCCGGGGACCAUGCGGCCCAUCAGCCCCGCGCGGGGCUCUCAGGGGCCCUCGGACCCCCGCGACGACCACGACGGGGACCCCCGCGACAGCCACGACAUGAAGAAGAAGAAAGGUAUUCUGUCCAAGGGGAAGAAGCUGCUGAAGAGGCUUUCCCCCGUCAACAAGUAACACGGCACAGAAGCGCACGCCGUUCCCGUGGCGACGCCCGGGCCACCGGUCCCGCCAUCGCUUCUAAUCUCGCGACGUGCGGCGGCGAGGAGGAGGGGAUGUGCACGUAGUGUGUGUGUGUGUGUGUGUGUGUGUGUGUGUGUGUGUGUGUGUGUGUGUGUAUAGGACUGUUGGAAUAUAAUCAUGUGAUCGCUUGUUUCCGUUUUAACUAUGGAUUCAUUUCAUGAUGUACAGUGCGCCGUGCCAAAUCAAGAGAGCGAGAGAGAAAGUCACAAAGCUACAUUAUAACUGUGAUUUCUUUUAUUCCAGAGGCGAGGGUUUUUUCAUGACGUGAAGGCCUAAAUCGUACCAGUUGAAGUGAAACAGAACCUUAUCUCAAGCAGGGUAGUCAUGGAAGACACAUUUAAUUAUUAUUUUUUAUAUCUAUAUAUAAAAAAUAUACAUAUAUAUGAUUUUAUGAAACAACAAAACAAAAACAUGUCAAUACCAUCCAUAUUGUGGAGGAUCGAUGUCAAUACUGGAAGGUAGAUGCUGUUAUUCCUAAAACAAUCCUAACAGGACUGUUGAGGGAGGCAUUGGGGAGGUAAUGCUGGCUGCUCAUAAACACAGAGGCUUUAGUCAAAGCAAUACGGUAGAAAAGGUGGUGGCCAUACAUGGCCUUCCACACCAUGGAUCACACGGAUACAAAACAGAUAUUUUUUAUGUGCCUGCGAGUUUAGCAGAUAAAGCCUCAGUGAUGAAGGGAACUCAAAACAUGUACAGGCACUAACAUGGGCAUUACAGCAAAACAGGACAUGUGCAACGACAGUCAAGCAACGCCGUUUCAGUGGCCUUCAUAAAAACAAUACAAGCUGACAUUCCUUGGGUUUUUCUGUCUGACAAGGGUUGAUUUUCUCAAUACAAAAUUGUGUUUUUCUUUUUUAUUUUUUGGUUUCUGCCAAGAAUCACUGUUGCAUUGUCAUUUUUGGAAGAAAAUCAUUCGGGGGAAAUAUGUUAUUGUGGUCUUGAAAACCGUCAUGACAACGUAAGUCCCAGACAACAUUCGGUUUGUCUUCCUAUUGCACAAAGCGUGUGUGUUUCCUCAGAGGAUCGGGACAGACGUCACUUUUUUUCGUGCCUGUGUGUGUAUGAAUGAGCAUGCGUGUCUAUGUGUGUGGGCAGUUUGUUGUAUGUGUGUGUGUGUGUGUGUGUGUGUAUGUGUGUGUGUAUGUGUGUGUGUGUAUGCUGCCUUCAUGCUCGUGCAUACGUUUGUUUUCUAAACUAACUUAAAGAAAAAAAAAGAAACAGCCAUGUCUUCAGGGAUCUUAGUGGUCCAGUGCUGCUAAUCCCACCGCCAUCGCUUUACGGUUUCCUCUUGCGGGUAUAAGGGGACGAAUACAGGGCCCUGAUUGGUCCAUCGUGGAACAUAACAGGUGUUCAAGGUGCAUCAUUAUCUGAUCAUCAUCAUCGCUAUCGAGAACUCGCUCAAAUCCAAAAUUUUAACCCACUUCUAUGCUACAUAGUUCUAUGUGAUAUAUUAUUACCGUAUAAUUGCACAAAUCUGCACAAAUCUAUGAGUGCCACGGGGAAGAUUUAGUGUUAUUGCGUUGGCUAUGGAUAGUUGGAAGACUAAUGAUUAUUGUUUAAUGAUAUAACUAUAAUGAGCUCCGACAAAGAAUAAGCUAGUAUAGAUAGUAUAUCAUCAUAGCUAGUAUAGUGCAAUAUUGAUAUGUGACAUCAUGUCACUGAUCGACAUUGCGUGCUGCUUUCUAAUUUUCUGGAUCAUUUAAUGUUAACCAGUUUUCCUUUUCCCUUAUUCAAAAUAAUGGCCUUAAAUCUAAACUACGAGGGAAAAUGGGCAGGAUAACAGAUUAUCUGGGAAAUGGUCAACCAAUCACUCUCUAGAUGUUAAUGUAGCCUCUAAAUAUGUCCGUUCCAGUUGAAGAUAACAUUGUCUCGACAUUAAGUCUCAGAGGGACAAUGCUUGAAGGGCAUGUGUGCAUAAAAUAUGAGAUUUUUCAUGGAAAAGAGCUGUAAAUUAAGAUCCAAUAAUCUAAAGUAAAUGAUCAGUCCUCGGGAAACAUUUAACAGACAUAAUUUCCAUACAGGUUCCCCAAAUCUUAAAUUUCUUUUCAAAUAAGUGUGUGGACUUUUCUCGAUUUUAAACACCUGCACUGGAACACAAAGCAGCCUAUAACUAGUUGGGGGAAGUUGGGAGUGCAAGCUAGAGAUGGAGUUGAAAUCAGAAAGAAACAGGGUUACUCCUUAGAUAUGCUAUUUAAUAUUUGACAAAAAUAAAAAGUAGGCUUUCCAACAUGGAAUGUAUGACGCAAAAUGGAGGCAAAGACAUGCAAAUGGAUUAUUAUAUGUUUUGUUGCUUUCAUUUUAUUCCAAAGCAAUCUCUACAGACAAAAGCCUCUGCGUUCAUUCACUGCAAAUUAAAAAUAAAAGGGUAUUUAAUGGUCCUAAUACCAAAAACAAUCAUUUGUGAAUGGGUUAGUGUCUCUUAAUGCCAUUGCUCUUUUGUACUUUGGUCCAUUUGUAGGUCAUUUCUAAAUGUUUCUACUUUGAUUUUUUCGUAAUUUCCUCUCCUGUAAAAACCAUUGUGUCCUUUCAAAUCAGAUGUUUCAGUCACUAGUUCUGUGUUUGCUCUGUGAAUCAAAGAUAACAAAAAGAAAGAAAAUAUUGGACAAUGUUUAUGGUGAAUAAUUGUGUGUGAGUGUGUGCAUGUGCAAAACUAAUUACACAUUUUAUAAUCAAAAUAAAUUUGAUAUUUUUUAAAAAUAAA
Messenger RNA from Gadus macrocephalus (Pacific cod), 8715 nucleotides. RefSeq names its product RIMS-binding protein 2-like. The coding region runs from base 975 to 5948 and encodes 1657 amino acids. Gene Ontology annotation, molecular function: protein binding. The transcript is spliced from 22 exons. Lineage: Eukaryota; Metazoa; Chordata; Actinopteri; Gadiformes; Gadidae. Gene Ontology annotation, biological process: neuromuscular synaptic transmission. The record is from RefSeq and is a predicted model, not a curated record.